This is a messenger RNA of Meira miltonrushii, 1210 nucleotides long. RefSeq lists its product as uncharacterized. Lineage: Eukaryota; Fungi; Basidiomycota; Exobasidiomycetes; Exobasidiales; Brachybasidiaceae. Bases 1 to 909 code for a protein of 302 amino acids. The record is from RefSeq and is a predicted model, not a curated record. The transcript has 3 exons.
AUGUCAAAUGAGACAUACAAUCCUCGAUUAACACAAGCAGCUUAUCAAGCUCAGCCGGGCGGUCCUUUAGAUGUCGAUAAAGAAUUCUACGAUCGUAUAGGUGAUGCUAAACGAUCAGUUGCUCAAUCAUUCGUCCUGCCUAUUCGAUCAGGUAAAGCAUGGCAUGUAAAGAAAGGUCAGAUAUGUCGUAUAACAACAAUUGAAGGUCCACAAGUAGCUGAUUUAAAUCUAUGGAAUGCACAUAAUCCACGAGAACGAUUAUGGGCUGCAAGCAGAACCCGACAAUUGCAACGAGCUCACGUAUCGAUUUAUGAUCGAUUAUGGUCUACUUUACCUUAUUUAAGGCCAUUAUGUACAAUCGUUGGUGAUUCUUUAUCGGGGUAUGGUAGUGGUGGGAACGGUAAAGGAGGCGGGAGAGAUGCAGAAGGUGCUGGUGUACAUGACUUAUUAGGCACUCGCUGUGAUCCCUACGUGAACAAGAUGUUAACAGGACUAGAUUUUGAUUAUCAUUGUCAUUCCAACUUGACACGAGCAAUCAUUCCCUUUGGAUUGGUAGAAUCAGACGUUCAUGACGUUUUGAAUGUUUUCCAGGCAACAGGGUUGAAUGUCAACGAUCAGUACUUCAUGAAAACAUGUCCGGCUAAAAAGGGGGAUUAUUUCGAAUUCUUUGCCGAACAAGAUCUUUUGGUCGCUUUGAGCACUUGUCCUGGCGGUGAUUUAAGUAAGCCGAUGUGGGGAGAGAACGACACAAAUAAUGACAACGAAGACCCGACUUUGGAAUGCUGUAGACCUUUGGGGAUUGAAGUGUAUAAUAUUCCACAAGAUCUUUUGGCCAAUUGGACGCCACCUCAACCAAAUGGACAAGCAUACAAAGGCGGACAUGCUUUACGCGAACAAGCAUGGAAAUGAGAGAAUUAAAUUAAAACGCGGGGAAGUUCGUUAACGGUUUUAGAGCCGAUUGCUUACCUCCGAUCCGAACAACUCCUACUCUUGACCUUAUCAAUGUAUAAUCGCGCUUUUACAUUUCAAAGACUUAUUCAUACAACAACUCGUAAUAUGUCAGGUUAUUCAGCCGAAAUACUCAAUGAUCAAAGUAAACAUCAUUGGAGCAUUAAAAUGUUCGAUCGCGAGAAUGGUUUAGCAGAUCGAAAUGCACAUUUUGGUACACAUAAAGCACGUUUAGCAGAGUUCAAACAACAGAAUCCAGGAG